UGCCGAGCGCCGGGUGCCUGCGCUUCUGCUGGAACCGGGGGCCAGCAGAUGCCGUAGGAGCCGUGCAUCGCUGCGGCCGCUUCUCUGCGGCGCUGGGGCCUCCGGGAGUGCCACCGCGGGACAAGCCGCUGCAGGCAGCCAGGAGCAGGACUAUGUCCACCAUGGUGUAUCCAAGGGAGGAGAAACUGGACAAGCUGAGCCAAGAGGAAAUAAUUUCCAACACCAAGCUGGUGAUGCAAGGGCUGGAGGCACUCAAGAAUGAACACAACUCCAUCCUACACAGCUUGCUGGAGACAAUCAAGUGCUUGAAGAAAGAUGAAGAAGCCAAUCUUGUGCAUGAGAAAUCCAACCUGCUCCGCAAGUCAGUGGAGAUGAUUGAACUGGGGCUUGGAGAAGCUCAGGUGAUGAUGGCAUUGUCCAACCAUCUGAAUGCUGUGGAGUCAGAGAAGCAGAAGCUGCGCGCUCAAGUGCGGAGACUGUGCCAGGAGAACCAGUGGCUGCGUGAUGAGCUUGCCAACACCCAACAAAAGCUGCAGCGCAGUGAACAAACCGUGGCUCAGCUGGAGGAGGAGAAGAAACACCUUGAGUUCAUGAACCAGCUGAAGAAGUAUGAUGAGGAUGUAUCACCUUCGGAGGAGAAGGAGGGCGACUCUGCCAAGGACUCUCUGGAUGAUCUGUUCCCAAAUGAGGAGGAAGAGCAUGGUCCUGGAUUGCCCCACCAACACAGCAGUGCAGUGGCAGCUGCCCAGCAGGGAGGCUACGAGAUUCCUGCACGCUUGCGCACCCUCCACAACCUUGUCAUCCAGUAUGCCUCACAGGGACGAUACGAGGUGGCAGUACCACUAUGCAAGCAGGCUCUGGAGGACCUGGAGAAGACAUCAGGCCAUGAUCACCCUGAUGUGGCCACCAUGCUCAAUAUCCUGGCACUAGUAUACAGGGAUCAGAAUAAAUACAAAGAGGCAGCACACCUCUUGAAUGAUGCUCUCUCCAUCCGUGAGAAGACUCUGGGCAAAGACCACCCAGCGGUGGCAGCAACUUUGAACAAUCUGGCUGUUCUCUACGGCAAGAGGGGGAAGUACAAAGAAGCAGAGCCACUCUGUAAGCGAGCCCUGGAGAUCCGUGAGAAGGUCCUAGGCAAAGACCAUCCUGAUGUGGCCAAGCAGCUGAACAAUCUAGCCCUGCUGUGCCAGAACCAGGGCAAGUAUGAUGAGGUAGAGUACUAUUACUGCCGAGCCCUGGAGAUCUAUGAGAGCUGCCUGGGUCCUGAUGACCCCAACGUGGCCAAGACCAAGAACAACCUGGCCUCCUGUUACCUGAAACAAGGCAAAUACAAAGAUGCAGAGGUGCUGUAUAAGGAGAUCCUCACCCGUGCUCACGUGAAGGAGUUUGGCUCUGUGGAUGAUGAACACAAGCCAAUAUGGAUGCACGCGGAGGAGAGAGAGGAGAUGAGCAAGAGCAAGCACAGAGAUGGUGCUCCCUACGCUGAGUAUGGUGGCUGGUACAAGGCUUGUAAGGUCAGCAGCCCAACUGUGAACACUACUCUGAGGAACCUGGGUGCACUGUACCGACGUCAGGGCAAGCUGGAGGCAGCUGAGACCUUGGAGGAAUGUGCAGUUCGUUCUCGGCGGCAGGGCAUUGACCCAAUCAACCAGACGAAGGUGGUAGAGAUCCUGAAGGAGGGUGAUGGCACAGAGAGACGUCGGAGCCUGGGGGGCGUCAAGUACGAGAAUGCCACAGACGGUAGCGAGGAAGCUUAAAUGCCUCCCGAGACUCCCUCUUUCCCCUCCACCGCAAUCAUCUGGAUGUUUGUGUUGUAUCUUCUGACUUUUCCUCCACACCAUCCCUCCUUCCUCGGCAAGACCUCCACGCCAGUCCCCCAACCCUCCUGGUGCACGAGGGCACCGCAACGCCAGCAGAGGAGCGAGUGCCUGGCCCCAUGGCCCAGCUCCAGUCCCGUGGCCAGCAAGAGCAGGAAGAAUCUGCGAGGAGCUUCCCACUCCCCCCAGGCCAGGGUGACGGGACACCGUCCCCUGGCAUGCCCCUACCCCUCCAGCCUUCCCUUGCCAUAGCCCUGGGGAUGGGACCAGGCCUGCAGGAGAUUGUCUGAAGAAUCUCCAGGCAUGCCGACUCCUCCAUCAUUAUACAUCCUCAACCCUCCUAGCUUGUUCCUUCCAUCUCUGCAGAGGCCAGGACAGAGGCAUGAAGAUGAGUUGGGACAGAGAGGCCUGGCCUUGGCAGGGCUGUCUUAUGCCCAGUUGCUUUCUUCCCUGUAGGCUUGGCUGAUGUUAGUGCCCUGUAGCAAACCUGCGCUGGCCAUUGGUAAGCUGGGCUCUCCCUACAGCACCGGGCAGUCCCUGUCUUGCUAUCCUUCUCCCCGCUGAGCUCUGCAUCCCAGGGGCAGCAUGUGGGUCUUUCUGCACAGGGAUGUAGGGUGCCUAUAGCUACUGUACAUCCAAGGUGAGGUGAGGGGGUGACAGGCGAAGGCCACACAUGGAACAGGGACCUGCCAGGACAAGCAUGUUUGGUUGCAGCCUCCUGACCUGAUUCUGUAGCCGAGUUCCUCACCUGAUGGCAUUAAGGGGUGAAUCAUCUCCUUGUUGCUCCGAGGUCCCCAGGUGUGGCUGCUGAGAGAAGAAGAGGCAGGACUGAAGCUGUUCACUAUUCUUCGGAGGCAGAGGAAGGGUGGGAGGAAAGCAGAAAUUCUGGCUAGGCUCCAGCCUAUUAGAAGUGGCGGAGAUAGGGAAUGGAACAGAGUGGUUGGGAGAAAAAGGAGGUGCAAAGAAGGAUGCAAGGAAAGGUAGAGCUGGAACUUAGGAUGCUCAGAGCAUGUAGGAGCAGAUGAGAUGGUUGGAGGGAGGUUUCCAUAGGAGAAGAGGGCAGGUUGCUCAUGGAGGAGGAUAGUUCUUGAACACAGGACCUGGCUUGCUAGGCAUGCUCCCUGGGGCUGUGACCCAGUGCCUGGCUGUCUCUAGCCAAAUACAUGGGAAAUCUAUAACCCUGUCUAUCACUGCUAAGGAGACAGUGGCACGUGUGUAAUGGGCUUAGUGCCUCUGAUGCGACUCCAGGCCUGCACAGGGUCUGCUGCUGUCAUUCACGGCUGGCAAAGGGGAUGGUGUUUCUCAGGGCCAGACCACCAUUGUCUUGAACCUUGCACCUUCAUCCCACCUCCUGGUAGAAGUGAACAUUGCUGGCUUCCCUACAUGGGAAGAGUGCUGGGAAGACUGCAGCCAGCAGGAUAGAGGCCAGCGCAGGACACCCACAUCCCCCACACCCCUGUUAUUUAUAGUUUCUCCUUUGUUAGUCAUCUGGAAGGUUGUGAUACUAAACGUGCUUGUGUCUGUUUGGGCCUGGCUUUCCUGUGGUGGUGCAGAGUCCUUGGGGCACAUGGAUCCUGCUCCCCUGGAAGCUUGUACUUACUGAAAGGAUAUUUGUGCUCAGGACUGUGGGGUGUGGAGCCCAGGGCUGAGUGGUCUAGGGCUGCACCUUCCCUGCCUCUCUCUCCCAGUACUGCUCAAUGCUCCUGGAGAGUGGUGAGUCCCCAGUGCAGGGUGCAUUCAGGCCUCAGUGCCACCUGCCCCCCAUGGUUUGCCAAGUCCUGGACCCGGUGCUGUAACAACUGUACCUCUGAUUAAAGGUAGACAGACC
This is a messenger RNA of Calypte anna (Anna's hummingbird), 3645 nucleotides long. RefSeq names its product kinesin light chain 4 (gene KLC4). The record is from RefSeq and is a predicted model, not a curated record. Gene Ontology annotation, cellular component: membrane-bounded organelle; kinesin complex; cytoplasm. The coding region runs from base 153 to 1757 and encodes 534 amino acids. Gene Ontology annotation, molecular function: kinesin binding. Gene Ontology annotation, biological process: microtubule-based movement. The transcript is spliced from 14 exons. NCBI's taxonomy places the organism in Eukaryota, Metazoa, Chordata, Aves, Apodiformes, Trochilidae.